CACGCCAAUCGGGAACAUCGAGUCGAGUUGGGAAGUUGAACGGUAUAGGAAAUAUUUCUUCGUCCCUUCCGAAAAUAUUUCUAGAAAAGAAAUUACUUUGAGAAGAGAGUAAUAUCUUCUUUCUGUGACGACAAAAAAAAAAAAAAAAAUAAGAAAAAGAAAAAAAAAAAAAAAAAGAAAAAAAAAAUAAAACGUAUUUCUUUCGAACCUGAUCGAAUCAUCGAAAUCUUAUAUCUAUCGAAGGGAACACGAUAUAAUAAAUCGAAUAUUGUGAUAAGACAAAAUAAUAGUGUGAUUUAAUUCCUAAGAUAGUAUAUACAUAUAUAUAUAUAUAUAUAUAUAUAUAUAUAUAUAUAGACAUAUAUAUAUAUACAUAUAAAAAGAAGAUAUAAAUCGUGUCAAUUGUGAUAAAAAGAAAAGAAGAGGACAACAACGAUGAGUAACGAUAUGAGAACGAAAUGGAUUUUCGUAACUCUUCUCGCAGUUGCCGUUGCAGCACCGAAUAGAAACGUCAGAUCUUUGACGGCUCCUCCUCCUUGGCACUUGCCAUGCGGCGAAGUUAUCGAACAAGAUUCUUACGAGGAUUCACAGCAGGAAUUAGACUCGAUCUUGAGCGAUUUGAAAUUGCAGCAUCAGCUAAUGCUUCAGGAUUAUCUCAAUCGUGAUUACGAGUAUCUUUACGACCGCGUUAGGAUCGGCGUUCAUGAGCAUCAAUACAUUCCAAAUUGGGUACCCGGAAAGAAGGAUUCCAAUCAUAUCCGGAAACUCGCUGAGAGCAGUCAACAGACGAUCGUCCAUCAUUUGCCGAAACUUCAUAUGGAUCUUCAAAAAUUCGCGGUCGCCUUUGAGGAAUUGAUAGAAGACGAGACAAUUUCAAAAAUUCAAGAGUCUUUAAAAGCAACGCAAUCUUAUCUGAUGAAAAUGCUUUGCGAGGUCGAAAGCAAUAUAGCCGUACUCCCGUUUCUACGUUUGCCGCAUCGCGUUGAAAGAAAUAUCAUGAGUAGGAUCGAAAGGGAUCCAGAAGAUGACACGAGAAGGCUCGUCCGUGAUUGGGGUGUUUUACUUAAGUACAAGGACUAUCUUCACGCUUGGAGACACGUUUUUAAUUAUUAGAUAUAUAUAUAUAUAUAUAUAUAUAUAUAUAUAUAUAUAUAUAUAUAUGUGCGUAUGGACUUAAGAAGGUGAAGACGCGAAUCCCUAUGAUUCGUAACAAAGAAUAACGUUGAUAAAACGAUACGAACGUUGAUAAAAGGCGAUAUAGAUUAAUUUAGGGAUAUGUCGUGUUUUCGUGAUCGGUAUCGUUGAAUCUUUAUUAAGACGUCGCCAUUAAAAAUCGCCAUAUAAAUAAUAUUACGAAUCGUUAGGUUUUCAUAGAUUUUACAAGUAAUUUAUUUAUUUAUUAAUUU
Molecule: messenger RNA, 1406 nt
Organism: Vespa mandarinia (Asian giant hornet)
Lineage: Eukaryota; Metazoa; Arthropoda; Insecta; Hymenoptera; Vespidae
Source: RefSeq, a predicted model, not a curated record